This is a messenger RNA of Eucalyptus grandis, 1488 nucleotides long. Its product is annotated as transcription factor MYB20. The record is from RefSeq and is a predicted model, not a curated record. Lineage: Eukaryota; Viridiplantae; Streptophyta; Magnoliopsida; Myrtales; Myrtaceae. Bases 239 to 1204 code for a protein of 321 amino acids. The transcript is spliced from 3 exons.
UGUCCUCAUCAUUUGUUGGACAAGGAGAUGAUUCUGUGUAUAUAUACGAAGGUGGGGGAUACAUUGUUCCUAGCUUAGCUUAGUUUUCUCGUUUCGUUCUCCGUCGAAAUAGGUCCUCGGAGCUGGUGGCCAGGUCGCUUUGUCCCUGGCUGGUUUUAGCUCAAAAGCUUGUCUGCUUUCUGUCUUUGGCUUUUCUCCCUUUUUCUUCCGAAAUUGAAGCUUUGGUCGGGUGUUGAGAAUGGGAAGGCAGCCUUGCUGUGAGAAAGUGGGGUUGAAGAAAGGGCCGUGGACGGCGGAAGAGGACAAGAAGCUCAUCAACUUCAUCCUCACUCAUGGCCAAUGCUGUUGGAGAGCUGUUCCUAAACUUGCAGGAUUACUGAGGUGUGGGAAGAGUUGCAGGCUCAGGUGGACGAAUUAUCUGAGGCCAGACCUGAAAAGGGGGCUCUUAUCUGAACAGGAAGAGAAACUGGUCAUUGACCUCCAUGCCCAACUUGGCAACAGGUGGUCCAAGAUUGCCUCUCACCUACCCGGAAGAACCGACAAUGAGAUCAAGAACCAUUGGAACACUCACAUCAAGAAAAAGCUCAAGAAGAUGGGCGUCGACCCUGUCACCCACAAGCCAUUGGUCUCAAACCCAUCCGACCCGCCCCAGAGCCUGCAGAAUCAUCACCAGCAGAAGGAAGAGCAAUCUUGCUCAACGAGUUCAGCCGAUGCCGCAAAAACACCAUCGGCUGAUAAUUUCAUCGAUUCGGUCCUAACCGAAGCCAAAGAAGAAGAAGACGGAACAAGCUGCAUGGCAAAUGCAAGCCUGCUCGAGACAAUCGAGGUCAUGGACAUGAACAGUUUCUGCACAGACGAGGUCCCUCUGAUCGACCCCAGCGACAUUUUGGUCGCUUGCCCUCCUUCUUCCUCGAUCUCCUCAUCUUCUUCCUCGUACAACAACGGCGGCGGCGGCGGGGGCGGCGGCAACUUCAUUCAAGAACUGCAGUUUCCUGACUUGGACUGGUCGUACGGUGAAUUUGGCAAUUCUGGCGACGGGGACAACCAACAUAGCAAGCCGUGGGAUGACGACGACUUCAUCAACUGGGAUUUUCUGGUCGGCAGCGUCGACGACAAGACGCUAAUGCUCGAUCCUCAUCCGGUGAAUUCGUGCCAAAGAUCGGCUCUGGAUCAGUCAUCUUGGACCAAUGAGCUAGUGCAGUAAAUGGAAAAUCGAAAUUCGGUUUUCCCCUCUUCUUUUUGGUGUGCAGUUUAUUACAUGCAUUACGGCACAACAGAGAGAAUAAGAAGCAUCAGAUGAUAUAGGAGAAGGGGGGAAAAAAGAGAAAACCCUCCUCUGGUGCUGGCUUUCCAUUUUUUAUUUAUUUAUCUUUUUCUCCGUUAAAUGAGAGAGGCGCAAUGAAAAUUCCUUGUGUUUGAUUCCAUCUUAAUGUAAUUAGUCAGCCAUUGAAAUUACAAAAAAAAUUCUGCUUUUCGUUUCACUUUUCA